Molecule: messenger RNA, 894 nt
Organism: Zea mays
Lineage: Eukaryota; Viridiplantae; Streptophyta; Magnoliopsida; Poales; Poaceae
Product: transcription factor IIIB 60 kDa subunit-like
Exons: 9
Coding region: 1-894 (297 amino acids)
Source: RefSeq, a predicted model, not a curated record
AUGCCCCUUUGUUACAUUGAAGAAUUUCUGGCAACAACUGAUGAAUCUAAUGAAGAGCCUGUUUCAAAACAUUCGCCCAAGUCUGGAGAAAUUAUCUGCAAACACAAGGAUAAAGGUUUUGAGCAUUUUGCUCAUGGACUUUGUGAAAAAUGCUACAAUAAGUUCACUAAACUGUCGGGUGGACUAGAAGGUGGUUCUGUCCCUCCAGCAUUCCAACGAGCUGAAAAGAAAAGACUUGAAGCUGCUAAAAGGGCUGAAGAAGCUGCAGCAGCUAAGGAGGCAGCGCUGGAAAAAUCUCUUUGCGACACACAGAAUUCUGAGGUUGAGAGUGCCAUGACUCCUAGAAAGGGUUUAAGUGGAGAUAAAUCUUCGAAAAUGGGAUCUGAGGGACUCAUAAAUGACUCUAUGCCACCCAAGGAUCCUGAAGAGGGAGGUGAAAAUUGUGAAGGCAAUGCAGAUCCAGAAAGCCUUUCUGACAUUGACGAUGCAGAGGUUGAUGGGUACCUUCACAAUGAGGAAGAAACACAAUAUAAAAAGAUUAUCUGGGAGGAAAUGAACAAAGAGUACCUUGAGGAACAAGCAGACAAGGAAGCUUUGGCAGCUGAAUUGGCAGCUAGAGGGAUUGAUCCAGAAGCGGGAAAGAAAAAACGAAAACGUAAUGAAGACACGAAGAGCUCGACACCUGCUGAAACACCAGCAGAAGCCACGUGCAACAUGCUGAAACGGAAGGGACUUGGUUCAAAGAUCAAUGUGGGAGCUGUUGACGAAUUGUACAAGGAAGCGUUAGUGACAGGUGAUACAUGCAGUGGGAUGUAUGAAAAUCGGAAAAAUAUUUUGUUCUCUGUGUUGAACAAUCAAAAUUGCGUUUGCAGAGCAUUUACAUUCUUGAAUUAG